ACUCUCAAAGGGGAAACAAAAUGGACGGAGUGGAGUGCAGUGGCUACGUUUAAAAGAUCUUAUUAUUGUGAGAUAAUUUGCAAAUAGUUUGCUUGGAAUCUCAAAAGCUUAAAAUAGACUAUCAAUAUCACAGUUAUUUAGGAUAGUAUAAUCAGAGACUUGUUUUUAUUUGAUUUCUUAUAUUAUUCGGUUUUUUGAAGAAUGGUAUCCAUUUUGUGAUCAAUCGUAUUGUGUGGCGCUUACAAUUAAAAUGGAUGAUCUACUUUAUCCAUGGAAUAUUAAACAUGCUCUUAUUUUAAUUCACUCUUAAGUGAGUGAUGGACUCAUACAAUUUAUUUGGGGAUGAUGGAAGCGGUAUGUUGGAAGGACUUACUGAUCUUGGUGGAUCAGAUAGCUUUGCUGGUAGUUCUGCAUCUGGAGUGACAGACAAUAAAGAUUCAUCAGAAAAUAGUUACAGGCAACCUUAUAAUCCAAAUAGUGUGCAACAAGAAGGAACAAUCCAAAAGCUGGCUUCGUUUGGGGGUGGAAGUGCUACUGGCUUACCUAGUAGUGCCCAACCAGUGCCAAAUCCUGGUACUGGACCUCCUGGGCCUGAAUACCAUGAAUAUGGUAGCUAUCCACCAAGGCCCAGGCUGCCUCAACCACCACAUGGUCCUCUCCAUCCAUCACAUCAUGUGCAUCCAUCACACUCUUAUUCAGGAUAUCAUCCUGGGCCAGAUCCAAUGUAUUCGUUACCUGAACAAGGUAUUGGAGAUAUGGGAGUCUGGGCUGGUGCACCUGGUGCUAAUAGGUACUCGUCUAUUACACCAGGUUACAGACAUUCAUAUGAACAUCAACAAAAGAUGCACCAAUACCCUCCUCAACAGGCUGCUGGGUUAGGCGGUCUGCAACCACAAAAUGGUGCAUACAUUCCAAGACAGCCUCAUUUUCCCCAACCUUCAUCACAACAAAUUUAUGGGCAACAGCAGAACUAUCCAAAUUACACACAAAUGCAUCCUCCCUCUGCAACAAGAAUUACACAACAUCCAGCAUAUCAUCAACAGAUUGAUGUAAAUGCCCAUCAAUAUGGUUUACCACAUAGUCAACAAAGUCAUGGUGGUAUCCAACAACAUCAACCUCAUCAAAAUAUGCCUGGUCAUGCAGGUGGGCUGGGGCCAAGUAUACAAGGACAUCCAAAUCCACACCUCCAUCAUCCUGGAGCACCUCCAUUACAUCAUGUGCCUCGUCAGCCUCAAGGACCAUCUUCUGCUGUUGGUCCCGCACAUGGAGUUCCUUCUCAAAUGCCAUAUGGUUCACCUCAUCAUUCAGUUCCAAUGAAUUAUCAACCCCAUCAGGUGCAACAUCCACUUGAUGUGAAUGUAUCCAACCAAUAUGGCUCUGUAAAACCUAGUGGAAUAGAAACUGGAAGUCCACAAUAUAGGCCACCUUUUCCUCAAUUGUCACCGCAAAUGUCGCCCAGAGCACAAGUUUCACCUAGGCAGCCGCAGUCCCAGUCGCAACUAUCGCCUCGACCUGUAAUGUCACCUGUAAAAGGACCCAGUGCUUCUCCAUUAAGUUCACGUGGUGUUACCCAACCGCCACCAUCGACUGGUCCACCUCCCGUAUCCAGUUCGUUUUCAUCACAAAAUACGCUUCAAGCCCUAGAACAAAUGGUUUUGCCUGGUAGUGGUGAUUAUCCAUUCCAGAGGAAUCCAGCAUCACCAGCUGUAGGCCAUAACGUUAUACCUUCGCCAACUCAGUGGAAUCAAACUAAAAUGGCAACUCCCAUAAGCAAUUCUGUGCCCCUGGAAAGUACAGAACAGCCUGUAAAAACUUUAGAUACGACACCAGUACCAGUAUUAAAACAAGAUUCAGCAAGUCCUGGGCAUAUAACACCACUUGAAAAUAAAAGUGUUGAGAAAAAUCAAACAGAACCUGAGAGGCAAUCAGAAGAUAAAAAUACAUCCCUAAGAUUUAUGACACCACCUAUAGCUAAGGAUUCUAUAGUCGAUAGUCCUAGUAAUACAAUAGCAACUUCUGUGGCAAAUACUCCUACUGUAGCUCCCAUAGAAAAUCAAGACAAAAAAGAAGAUACUUCAAGCAAUCAACAAAACAAUGAAGGAAUAUUUGAACAUUUUGGGUCUGCUAAGGAUGACAAGAGUAAUGACAUUUCUCUUAAUAAAGAGGACAAUAACAUAGAAAUUAAUCAAACUGAAGUGACAAAGCAGCAAAAUGACGAGUUGAUAAGAAGUAAUGCUUCGCAUUUGGCAACAUCUGCUAAAGUAGAUACAACAAACGAUCAACCACAUAGCAGUACACCUACAUCUCAGCAAGGAAAUAUUUCUGUAGCACCACCGACAUUGGCAUCUAACUCAAUUGUAAAUAAAUAUGAGAAUUCUCAGCCUGUAAAUGUAAAUAGAAGUCAAGGAUAUCAGAAUAGUUCCUUUCCAAAUAUGCAAAAUAUCAUACCACAAGCAGUCCCGCCCAACCUCGGACCAAGCAUUCCGUCAAGCAUACAUAGCAAUCAGAAUCUUAACCCUCCAGCAUUUCAAAGUGUUUCACAAUCAAAUGUGCCACCUCCUAUUUCAAAUAAUAUUCAAACAAGUCAUUCAAUACCACAUUCAAAUUUGUCUAAUACUGUGUCCUCAAGUGUCCCUCUUCACACUCAACAAAGUAACAUGAAUAUGAUGCCUUCGCCUGUACCAAAUAUUUUAGGAAAUGUUCCAUCACCGAUUCAUGCACCUCCAAAUAUUGGUACUGCACAACCGAGUCCAGCUGCACCCAUGUCAAAUAUUCAAGUGGGAAUUCCUUUAAAUACGCAAAAUAUGCAUGGGUCUAUGGGUCCUAACAUUCCUCCAAAUCAAGGGAAUGUGUUAUCAAAUGUCCCCCAUAAUAUUAAUCAAAAUAUGAUGAUUAUGAACCCUAAUAGUGUGCCACAUCCGAAUAUGUAUCCGGCAUCUCAUCAUCAAGAAAGAGCAACAUUACAACAACAAAUUCAAGAAAUAUAUUGUCAACCACCUUCAAACGAGAAUCAAGAAAAAGUAAGAUGUUUGCAAGAAAGGUUAUCCAUGCUUCAACAACAUGAAACAGCUGAUAAAUGCAAUGGAGGGCCCAAUUGUAUAUUACAAAAUCCUAUAUAUGGAUCGAAAAUGGUGGAAAGUCCUCAAGUUACUAGUACAACUGGCCGUGGUCGUGGAAAAGCUCCUGCUAAACCAAGAAAACCAAGAGUUAAAAAAGACAAAAUUUCCAGUCUUUCUCAGUCUCUUGACCAGUUACCUGUUUCGGAAGACUGUGUUACGGCAGGCACAGGACUACUUACUAAUUCAGAAUUAGAUGCUGAUGUUACAGGUGAAGAUAUUACCAAUUUAGACAGCAGUCUUCUUUCCGCAGAUGAUAGUAAUGGAAAAGGCAAAAAACCUAGAACACCCAGAAAAGGAAAAGAACGUAAACCACGUACACCUAAAGAACCUAAGGAUGGGAAAGAGAUAGGAGAUAAACCAAUAAAAGAGCGAAAGAAACGGGAACCCAAAGAUCCGAAUGCACCAAAAAGGAAAAGAAAUGUCAAAAAGGGUUUAAAUGAAAUGCAUGCUGAUACUACUACUUGUAACGAUAUUUUAGAUAAAGACAGUUUGGAUAAUAUGAAUGAGCAGAGUUUUAGUAAAAAUUCUAGUAUUAGCGAGAGCGUAAAAAUUCAAACUUUGUCUCAAGAUUUCUCAUCAUUGGAUGAUUCAAAUGUUACUGACUUUGAUGAUAUUCCGGUGUCAAAAAUCGCUAUUAAAGAUUUACUGGAAGAGGCUGAAGCCAAGAAAGAAUUGUCUGAAAAGGAUGACGACUUUGUUGAUUCAAAUCUACGAAAAAAAGCCUCAAAGAAACGAUCAUCUGCUGCAGGAAGUUGUAAGAAAGUUGCGGCCAAAAGAACGCCAAGUGGUAAAAGAAAACGUCGUGGUGGGAUAGUUCCUGAUUCUGACGGAGAACCUGAUGACUUAAUAUCAACACCACCACCCUCGCCUCCGCCAGAGGGUGAUGAUAGCUUAAAGAGGCGGUCAGCUCGAAAUACACAAAGGAAAAAAUAUACCGAUGAUGUGCUAUUGCGUUUAUCAGAUGAUGAGUUUUCAAUGGCAGCCCCUAAACUUGAAAGGGAUUUGGACGACUUAAGUUUUGACACUAAAGAUCCCAAUAGACCAGAAGGAACACCGAAACCGAAUUAUAUGUAUGUUAAUACAACUGAGGAAGAUUCUAUGAUCGUUCAGCAUGUAUUAGCAUCUCGAAUGGGAAAGAGGGAAAUGAAAAACGAACCAUUAUUGGGAGAGAAAAUUUUACCUCAGGGUAAAGAAGAAUCUGAACAAAAAGCUAAUGAAAAUGAAGAUGAAAACAUAGAAAAUCAAACUGAUGAGGAUAUUAAAUCGAAAGAUAUUAAAGAAACCGAAAAUAUCCAAGAAGUAAAUGAGGAAACUCCAAAUGAAAGUUCAGAAACAAAAGAAGCAAAUAAAAGUAAUGGAGAAAAUAAGCAACAAGAAAAUGUUGAAAAUAAAAAUUCAAAGCCAGUGAUGGUGGAUGUGGAAGAAUAUUUUGUGAAAUAUAGAAACUUUUCAUAUUUACAUUGUGAAUGGAAAACUGAAGAAGAGUUAUAUAAAGGCGAUAAAAGGAUUUUUUCCAAAAUUAAACGUUUUAAGCAAAAACAAGCUCAACAAUUGAAUAUAUUUGAUUUACUAGACGAUGAACCGUUUAACCCCGACUAUGUAGAAGUGGAAAGGAUUUUAGAUAUGUCAGAAAUUCAAGACCCUGCUAAUAACACCGUUGUAAAACAUUACCUGGUCAAAUGGAAAAGUUUACAAUAUGAAGAUAGCACUUGGGAACUCGAAGAAGACAUAGACGUUGAUAAAAUCAAACAAUACAAAAUAUUUAGUGCAAUUCCACCAAAAGAAAAAUGGAAAUUUAAGAAAAGGCCUUGUGCCGAUCAAUGGUGUCAAUUGAAAGAUUCUCCUUUAUAUAAAGGCGGCAAUACAUUACGACCUUAUCAGUUGGAGGGUUUGAAUUGGUUGUUAUUUUCCUGGCAUAAUAACCGAAAUUGUAUAUUAGCUGACGAGAUGGGUCUUGGAAAGACUAUACAAAGUCUAACGUUUGUUAAUUCUGUGUGGGAAUAUGGAAUAAGAGGGCCUUUCCUUAUAAUAGCGCCUUUGUCCACUAUUCCUAAUUGGCAAAGAGAAUUUGAAGGGUGGACUGAAAUGAAUGUUGUCGUAUAUCAUGGAUCUCAGCCAAGUAAAAGCAUGAUUCAAGAGUAUGAAUUCUAUUAUAAAAAUGAAAAAGGUGAACCUAUUAAGGAGAUAACGAAGUUUAAUGUCCUGAUAACUACUUUUGAAAUAAUAGUUACUGAUUUUCAAGAACUGAAAUCAUUCAACUGGCGCCUUUGUGUUAUUGACGAAGCUCAUCGACUUAAAAAUCGAAACUGUAAACUGUUAGAAGGAUUGCGACAACUACAUUUGGAACAUCGUGUUUUACUCUCGGGAACUCCUCUACAAAACAAUGUCAAUGAGCUAUUUUCAUUACUUAAUUUCUUGGAGCCGUCACAGUUUUCAAGUAGUGAAGCUUUCUUAAACGAAUUCGGACAACUUAAAACGGAAUCAGAAGUAGUUAAAUUACAAGCGCUUUUGAAGCCAAUGAUGUUACGACGUCUAAAAGAAGAUGUUGAAAAAACGUUAGCGCCAAAGGAAGAAACUAUUAUAGAAGUAGAAUUAACCAACAUUCAAAAGAAAUACUAUCGAGCUAUACUCGAGAGAAAUUUCAGCUUUUUGCAAAAAGGAGCAGCGUCAGCUGCGAACAUUCCUAAUUUGAUGAACACAAUGAUGGAGCUUCGGAAGUGUUGUAUUCAUCCAUAUCUUCUAAACGGUGCCGAAGAUCAAAUUCAAUUUGAUUAUAAACAAGCCAAUGGUGAAGAUAAAGAAGCGUAUUACAAAGCUAUUAUUCAUUCAUCUGGUAAAAUGGUUUUAGUUGACAAAUUGUUGCCAAAACUGAAAGCUGGAGGACAUCGUGUUUUAAUAUUCAGUCAAAUGGUACGAUGUCUAGAUAUUUUAGAAGAUUAUCUUGUGUUUAGAAAAUAUCCUUAUGAAAGAAUCGAUGGCCGAAUUAGAGGCAAUUUACGUCAAGAAGCUAUAGAUCGAUUUUCAAAGCCGGACUCUGAUAGGUUUGUUUUUCUUUUAUGUACCAAAGCUGGAGGUCUCGGAAUUAAUUUAACUGCUGCGGACACUGUUAUUAUAUAUGAUAGUGACUGGAAUCCGCAAAAUGAUUUACAAGCGCAAGCCCGUUGUCACCGCAUAGGACAACAGAAGAUGGUUAAAAUAUAUCGAUUGAUAUGUAGAAAUACCUAUGAAAGAGAAAUGUUUGAUAAAGCUUCUUUAAAAUUAGGACUCGAUAAAGCUAUUUUACAAAGUAUGAAUACUUCUCAAGGAAAAGAAACAGGCUUGAAACAAUUGUCGAAAAAAGAAAUCGAGGAUCUUUUAAAGAAAGGUGCUUACGGCGCCGUUAUGGAUGAAGAUAAUGCUGGUGAUAAAUUUUGCGAGGAAGACAUCGAAAUGAUUUUGGCUCGCAGGACGCAAGUUAUUCAAAUGGAAUCUGAAAAAGGGUCUACAUUUUCUAAAGCAAGUUUUGCAGCUACAGAUCAAAGAUCAGACAUUGAUAUAAGGGAUCCAGAUUUUUGGAAUAAGUGGGCAAAGAAAGCUGAGAUUGAUACGACGGAAAAGAAAGAAGAUGAAGAUUUAAUAGUUACGGAACCUAGGAAAAGGACUAUUAUUAAAAGAUACGGACAUGAUGAUGGUCCCAUGGAAAUGUCCGACAUGGAGGUUACGCCGGAUUCAGAAGACGACGAAGAAGGUAUAAGCCUUAGAAGUAAAAGGAAGAAAGAAAAGCUGGGCAGGAAAGGUCGGCGCUAUGCCAGUGAUGAAUAUGUGCCACGCCAUGAAGGUUUAUCAAUUGAUGACGAAGUGGUUUAUGGCUCUUGGACUAGAUCUGAAUGUUUUAAGAUUGAACGUGGUCUACUUACAUUUGGAUGGGCGCGGUGGGAAGAGAUUCUGGAAAGGAAUCAAUUUAGAAAAGGAUGGAGCUCACCUGUCAUAGAAGAUUGUGCACGCAUUAUUGUUCUGUAUUGUUUGCGCCAUUACAAAGGUGAUGAAAAGAUAAGGAAUUUCAUUUGGGACCUCAUUGAACCAUGUGAGAAUGGUGAAGUUACAAUCUCAAGAAAUCAUAGUGGCUUACAUAACCCCGUCCCACGCGGCAGGAAUGCUAAGAAGAAAAACAGAAUGAAGGACAUACCAAAGGCUCACGACACACAGAAAUGGGAGGAUUUGAAUCAUUGGAGCUCGAUUGAUAAAUACGAUUGUGAGGUGUACUUGGAAAAUAGUUACAAAAAACAUUUAUUUAGACACGCUAACAAAGUUUUACUGCGAGUUCGUAUGAUGUAUUAUAUAAAACACGAAGUUAUUGGGGACUACGCUCUACAAAUAGAAAGUGGAACUCAUGCAAGCUCGAUGGGUAUGCGAGUGCCCCGCGGUGUAGACAGUGCCCCCCCUCGCUUGUGGUGGGACACCGAGUGCGACGUAUCGCUACUCGUGGGUACAUACAAACACGGCUACGAAAACUACCUCGCCAUGCGUUCUGACCCACAAUUGUGCUAUGUAGACAAGUUGGGUCCCCCCGAUGACGCUGAAUGUACAGACAUAAAAUUGGAGGAACGUAAGGUGCUCGGCAGCGCAGCCGGUGACGAGGAAUGUACGGAUGAAUUAUCGAGUGGAGCGGGGGCCGUGUCGCCCGCCGCCUCGCCCUCCUCGCCGCAUGGUGACGACGACGGGCCCACGGCUACACAUCUGUGGCCCUCAAUGCAGGACCUCAACACCCGCUUACGAAGACUCAUCACGGCAUAUCAGCGCAAUUACAAACGGGAGGAACUCAAGUUGCAGCAGAGAGCUAAAAUGGAACGUCGCGAACGUAUGGAUCAACUUGCUCGAGAUGAAAUGUCUCAAUGGCGUUGGUCCCGCGCAGAUGAGGAAGCUUUUAGACGAACAGUUGCAUCUUAUGGCGUGGAAUUCGAUCCGGCAACAAAAAGUUUACGGUGGAGUCGGUUUAGAUCGCUGGCUCGACUGGAAUCUAAGAGUGAUGAUGCGCUAACAGAUUACCUCAAAGCUUUUAUGGCAAUGUGUAAGCGACAAUGUGGACUGUCGGUUGGGGAGGCUGAAUUGCCUACAAGGGCAGACUUGAAAGCGGAACCUAUCGGUGAAGAACGUGCCAUCGCAACGUUGGAGAGGAUUGACUUACUUCGCGUUCUGCGCGAGGAAGUCGCUCCGCAUCCCGCACUGGAGGCCCGUUUAGCGUUGUGCGAGCGCUCUCUAGACGCACCAGCCUGGUGGCAGCCCGCCAGACAUGAUAAACUACUUGUAUUGGGCGUCUGCAAACAUGGAUUAGGAGAUACAUAUAACAAACUAUUCUGCGAUCCCAAACUACCAUUUGCUGAUUGUGCCAGAAAAUGGUAUGGUAAAUACAAAGGAAUAUCGACUUCGAAAGUAGAAAAUCCAAAACCAACGACGCCAGCAGCCACACAAUUAACAACUUCUGAUGAUGAGGAUAAAAGUACAACCGAAAGUACUUCUGAACCUAGAAUGUCAUUGAGACGAAGUAAGCGAACAUCUAACGCACUGGAUCGUGACGCUGAUGAUGAUACAGAUGCCCUGUCGGAGCUUGAGACUCUUGCCAAAUUAGGAAGGAUUGAUGAGACAUUGACACCAGAACAUUGGUUUACAGAGAGAGCUCUUGAAACCCGAUUACAUCACAUUGCUCAUGCCGUUCAAAAUUGCGAGUGGCCCUCCGCAACGGCUGCAAGCGUUUCCAAAGUUGGUGAUUCUGGAGUGACACAAUCAGAGUCGGAAGAUCGCAAGCAGAGUCAAAAGCGACAUAUAGCCAUUGACGUUGAAACCGAACGUGCAAAAUUACACGCGUUACUAUCGUCACCACAGGCAGCUCACACGGCUUCUCGUGAGGCUCACCGAGUUCCACCUACUAUGGGCGAACGUGAUGAUGCUUCCAGCGACUCUGGUUCCCGUAGGUCAACGCCCGCUCCACCGCCGGCACAUCAAAGGGUGGCACCCUCACCUGCUCCAACUGCUCAAGCAGCACCUUCACCAGCCUCUUCCACGCCCGUAGAUCUCUCCGCACCAUUGGACUUAAGUGAAGCCCAAGAUUUCUCAAUGGGACGAAGAACUCCGCAAGCGGACGCCUCCACUACAUGUGUGCCUGUUAGGAGUAGGCUUGACGAUACUCUUUCGAAGCUUAUGAAAAGGAAAAAUGUGCCUGCACCUGAACAAAUAGUGGGUAAAGAGAAGAAGAGAAAGAAGUUGGAUGAGAUAGUUUUAGGAUUAUCAGCGGCUAAGGGAAAAAGUCCGAGUUCGGCACUACCGUUUGAGACUCCGCGUAGUAAGAGUUCAACAGUAUUACCCGAGGUAACGGUAACGCCGGCUGCUCCGCCUAGCACUUCUAAUCCGCCGCCUGCACAGAAACCAUUCUCGGUUACUGUAACGAAUGUACCGUCUCCACAUUCAUCUUCAAAAGAAUUAUCUUCAUUUUUGCAACAGUCUCUUGAACAGAGUAAUAAAAAUCAAAAAGCACCCUCAACAUCUUCAACGCCCAAACCUUAUUCACACGAGGCCAAAGUUAAUAAAUGGCUAGCUGAACAGACUAAUGUUGACACAAGGAGACGUGGACUGCCACCUCGUCUUGCUCCAGAUGAACAUGUACCUGUUGUUCAUAGAGUAACAGGGAAAAGAUUAAUUGGACACAAAGCACCUCAACUGAAACAUCUAGCUCAAUGGAUCGCUGAAAACCCUAUGUAUGAUAUAGAUUCAAAAUGGACCGAGGGAAUAAAAGAACACGUAAAACUUCCACAAGACGUUAGAAACCCUAGACAUUCUCCGAUGCAACAAACAAAUACCGCACCUGAACGUAAAAAAGGCAGACCACCUACUCUUGACUCAACAUCUACUAAUAUACUUUCUUCUAACGCACAUUUAAAUCAAAACCUCGCAGGCUUAAACCCUACACUUCUUGCUAGCUUGUCAAGUUUAAGUGCUUUUGAUCCAAAAACAUUGGCUGCGACUUUAUCUAACUUAACUAGUUUUGACCCUAAGUUAUUAUCGAGUCUCAGUAGUUUUGACCCUAAAAAUAAUCCUUUGUUGAAUUCCUUUAGCAGUAUGCCAAAUCUGCUUGGAAAUAUAACAGGUGGAAAUAUAUUCGCAAACUUAGCUGGCUUGGGAUUACCAGGUUUUCCAUCGUUAGAUAUGAAUAGUCUUGGUGGCACUUCUACAGAGAGUAAAUCGAAAACACGAAAACCAGCGGAAUCUGCAAGUACUUCGACGUCAAAAUCGGCUAAUUCACAAUUUCCCUUUGUUUUCCCUAAUCCUAAUAUGCUUUAUCCUCAAUUAGGGCUUAGCGGCCUAUCACCUUUCGGAGUCCAUUCUGGCAUGUCCUCUGCAUAUGAUGCACUAGGAUUAUUAAGUGGCAAUUUGGCUGCCAGUUCUGGCUCUUCUACAAUGCACGGAUCAACUCAUUCUCGUAGCUCUACGAAGACCACCGCCCCUCGGUCAUCGACGGUUGUGACGAACUCUUCGUCAUCUCGUCAACAAAAAGUAUCUGACCGUACCCAAUCCAGUCACUUGCCACAAAUCCUUUUACCACCGGACCCCUACUUGUUGGAAUCAUUAUCCAAACAAAAUCUCAACUACGAGGCAGCAAUGAAAGGUGAUAGGAGAACACGUGAGGCUGAUAAUAAUGAUACAGGAGCAACCGAUUUAUCUAAAACAGAUAAGAAAAAAGUCCCUUUUGAUACAGCGCGAUCUCAAAUGCCACCGGAGUUUGCAGCUGUUCAAGAGAAACUGCUAAAAGGUGACAAAAAAGAUAUUGAUAUAAGUAAAAUGCUAUUGGAACAAAUGGCAUCAGGAGCAUUAAGUGCAAGUCUUGUUAGUUCGAAUGAAGCGAAAAAGGGAAAAGAUAUAGACAAAGAAUCGUACGAGAAACUUGUAAAAUCAGAUUACAUGAGAAUGACUAGUGACGAAAGUAGUACAAGUGCUCACAAAAGAACUAUUGACGAAAUAAGUAAUGAACCAGAGAACUUAGCUUUGCAAUCAACGCCGAAGAAGGUAAAAGAUAACUCGGCAGAAGCUAUUAAGCCUAUUGAUAAACCGAGUGACGCACAUACUGGAGAAAUGGAUUUAGAGGACUUGAUUGCACCAUCGACGGUUAUUAAAACAGGAAUGAAAGCGAGUGAUUUUGAUAUGAACCGCCCAACUGAUGGUUCUGGUCCCUUGAUGACAACGUCCAGUGAAAGGGACGAAAAAGCCCAACAAAGAAUCCAAAGUCCCUCUGAUGUUGAUAUUCAAGCUGAAAAUGUUCAAAAACAUGAAUCCAACAACAUUAUAGACACUGACAGUAAGGACGACACUUCCAUCGAUGAUGGACAUGGCUUAGGCGAUGCAUCUGGUAGUGACUUUGGGCGAAGAGCGAAUAGGAAAAAAGGGCGCAAAUCCUCCGAAGAAUCCUAUGGACCGCGACGUGAGUUGAGGUCCAGCACCGGACGACAGUCAACAGACUCAAAUAACUAGAUGCAAUUUUUUUUAUUUAUUGUGCACCUAAAACUUUUAAAGAUAAAAUACCGCGUUCGCAAAACGAGCAGUAAAAAUGAUUCCUAAUUAAAUUUCUUGUAUUGUUUGUGAAAUUGUAUACAUUUAUCAUUUUAAUUAUUUGUGAACUGAUGAAUAUCAAUGUUGUAAUUUUAUUUUAACUUUGGACGGUUUAUUUUACUAAAUAUGAAUAUGAAAAUUUUUAAUUGGCGAAGUAACAAGUAGAGUACAGUUGGUUCUGAAUAUAAAAUAAAAUGUAAAAAAUUUAUAACCAACAGUAUAAUAAUUUGUGAUUGACGAUGUUGUGUAUAUUAUUACAAGAAGACUGCUACUUCAAAAAACUCAUUUAACUCGAAAAAUUGUAUAUUUUCUCAAUAUUUUAAAACAUUAACCUGUCAAGCUAUUGAGGACUACUAAAUAAUGUUAAUGAUCAAUGAAUGAUGACACUUGUGUGUCUUAUUUACGUAUAUUUACUCUUCCAUGCAAAUGGUUUUUUUUAUAGUAGAAAUACAAACAGAAGUAUUCACUUCAUCGAUCUCGGGAAGGUAAGCAAAAUGAUGUUAUAGACAACAGUAGACUUUGACUCAUACUGCAUUCUGUUAUGUAAGAUUAGGUGUAAGGAUAAUAUUAUAGUAUUGUAAGAAUAUAUAGAAAUACAGUAAGAAUCAUAAAAUUCAAAAUAAUUGUAGGUUUUAGGAGUAACAGCAAUUAUUUACGGCAUCAUUUCUUUAUAUGUUCUUUUUGUAAGGGAAAUGCUGAAUGUGAUAAAAUUAUUUAUUACAUGUAUUCUUUAUUACUUUGCAUUGCUGUAAUAUUAACGAAUGUAGAUAAUAUCAAAUAAAAAUCAUGCAAAUAAAAACUGGUAAUUUAAAAA
Molecule: messenger RNA, 12507 nt
Organism: Danaus plexippus (monarch butterfly)
Lineage: Eukaryota; Metazoa; Arthropoda; Insecta; Lepidoptera; Nymphalidae
Gene: kis
Product: chromodomain-helicase-DNA-binding protein 7
Exons: 15
Coding region: 318-11615 (3765 amino acids)
Molecular function (GO): ATP binding; ATP-dependent chromatin remodeler activity; protein binding
Source: RefSeq, a predicted model, not a curated record